GAAAUCUCGCGAGAGUCACUCCACUUCUCGCACAAGAAGGUCAGCUGACCGACAGCCUGUCACUUACAGCCACAGUCUCCUCAUCGUCUCUGUGUUAGCCCCGGCACCGCGAGGGAACCGUUCGACGCUGUAACCCCCACCCCCCCGAAACACUCCCAAAGAUGGCUGACACAAACCAACAAAGCCCUCCACCUCAGUUGGGGCCUGUGCAAUUUUUAAUGAGCAACAAGCUGGAAACUGCAAUGUGGCUGUCUCGGCUCUUUACUGUCUACUGCUCCGUAAUGUUUAUUCUACCCAUUUUGGGACCCUAUGCUGCAGCAAACUUCUACCAGAGAGCCUUGUUAGCGAACGCCCUCACCAGUGCUCUCCGCUUGCACCAAAGGCUUCCACGCUUCCAGCUGAGCCGAGCGUUCCUGGCCCAGGCUCUUCAGGAGGACAGCUGCCAUUACCUGCUCUACUCGCUCAUCCUUGUCAACUCCUACCCCAUCACGAUGAGCAUUUUCCCUGUCUUCCUCUUCUCCUUGCUUCAUGCAACCACCUACACAAAGAAAGUCCUUGAUUCCGUGGGCCCCAACAGCCUGAUGUUCAUCAGAAACCUCCUGGACAAACUAACGUCCAACCAGCAGAACAUUCUGAAGUUCAUCGCUUGCAAUGAGAUCUUUUUGAUGCCAGCCACUGCUUUUAUGCUUUUCAGUGGCCAGGGAAGUUUGCUGCUGCCUUUCAUUUACUACCGAUUCCUCACCCUCCGCUACACAUCCAGAAGAAACCCGUACUGCCGCACCUUGUUCACAGAGCUGCGAAUUCUCCUGGAGCACUUCAUCAUGAAGCCAGCCUGUCCCACCUUCUUCAGGAGGAUGUGCCUCAGCAGCAUCGCCUUCAUCAGCCGCCUCGCCCCCACGGGCGUCUGAUCACGCUUAACGCGAGAAAAAGUUGUUUUUCUUCACAUUAUUUUUUUUCUCUCCACCAGUUUAGGACGUGACUUAAACUUUUGAUGGGGACAGACGAACGCCAUCAGCAGAAGGAACUGUUUUUUCUGAAUGUCAGCUUUUACAGUCUGUGCUCCAACCUCGCAUAUUUGAGUACAGUUGGAAGAGCAGCCAGUUAAUGCACUGAAGUCUCACGGUGACAUUUCCUUUUCCCCCAUCCUCCUAAUGUGACCUCACUCGAGCAGCGGACGCCCCCCCCCCUCACCCUUCACCCUGUUGCGUUCGCUGAUAGGAGCACGGUAAACAUCAGCCCUGUUCUUUUUAUCGGCUGUUGUUGUUCUUUCCUAUUAUAUCCUUUAUUUAUUCAUGUAAAUCGCUUAUUCUGUGAAGAAUUUAACAUUCUGAGAUUAAUAACUUAAAUGAAAAUGUUCUUUUACGUAGUUAAAAAUCAUUCUUUUUUUCUUUUCUUAAAAUGACCAUGUGCUUGGAUGGAUGGUGGAUGAGAUUUGUUUGCAGGAUCUAUCUGUUCUAAAAAAAAAAUUCAUCUGACGCUCUAAUUUGUCUAAAUGCCUAACUUUAAAUGUUUUCUAUCAAUGCCAUCAACCUUUAUUUUAACAACAUGCAAGAACUUACGUUUGUAUGAUGUCCGAACGAGUGUUGAAUUGAGAAACAAGAUAUCUUCUGUAUUUUAUAGGAUAUUUUAAGGUACCAGAUACUUUUGUGUUUGAAAUGAAUUGCACAGUGCAAGUCAUGCUCAUGACGAUGCAUUCUGACCUCGUUUCUCAGUUUGAAACUGUUUUUAAAUUUCUCUGUUCAUUUAUUUGUUGCUAUUGUAGAAUUCUUGCUCCAUGUACUAUGAUUUUCUUUUCUUUCUGUCAUCUUUAAUGAUUAUUUGCCUACAAACAAACCACAUUUUUAUCACAAGAAUAAACUGAUCUCUUAAUUAACCAAUAAAAUAUUAAAAUAUA
This is a messenger RNA of Scophthalmus maximus (turbot), 1894 nucleotides long. It is a transcript of the gene tmem33, whose product is annotated as transmembrane protein 33. Gene Ontology annotation, biological process: endoplasmic reticulum tubular network organization; membrane organization. NCBI's taxonomy places the organism in Eukaryota, Metazoa, Chordata, Actinopteri, Pleuronectiformes, Scophthalmidae. Bases 162 to 908 code for a protein of 248 amino acids. Gene Ontology annotation, cellular component: membrane; endoplasmic reticulum. The transcript is spliced from 8 exons. The record is from RefSeq and is a predicted model, not a curated record.